GAAACCAAAGGGUCAAUCGACGGGACAAAUCAUCUUCUCCCCCUACAUGCGCGUCUCCCUCCCUCACUCCAGCUCCCGCUCCCGCUCCACUUGACUGCCACGACGUCGUUUCCUGAUCACUCCCUCAGCAUAAAUUGACAGGCCCCCAUAGGCGCACUUUCUCUCUACUUCGAGCAAUUUCUGCUCAACCUUCCUCAUCUUUCUAUCACGCAUUACGAACAGUGAGUGGGUUGUAGGGUUUUUCAUUCAGACUGCAACACAGACACAUAAAACCAUGAGUAUAUGGAAUUACGUGGUGACGGCUCACAAGCCGACGAACGUUACUCAUUCUUGUGUCGGCAAUUUCACCGGUCCGCAGGAGGUCAAUCUCAUCAUCGCGAAAUGCACCCGAAUAGAGAUCCAUUUACUCUCGCCACAAGGUUUACAGCCUAUGUUGGAUGUGCCAAUAUAUGGGAGGAUAGCCACACUUGAGCUUUUUCGGCCGCAUGGGGAAACUCAAGAUCUCCUUUUCAUUGCUACAGAAAGAUAUAAAUUCUGUGUUUUGCAAUGGGAUGCUGAGACUGCUGAGGUUAUUACAAGGGCAAUGGGGGAUGUUUCAGAUCGAAUAGGUAGGCCCACGGACAAUGGACAGAUUGGCAUUAUUGAUCCAGAUUGCAGGUUGAUUGGACUUCAUCUGUACGAUGGAUUAUUCAAGGUAAUUCCAUUUGAUAACAAAGGCCAACUGAAGGAAGCAUUUAAUAUCAGGCUUGAGGAGCUUCAGGUUUUGGAUAUCAAGUUUUUGUAUGGUUGCCCCAAGCCAACAAUUGUUGUACUUUACCAGGAUAACAAGGAUGCUCGUCAUGUGAAAACAUAUGAAGUUGCUCUGAAAGAUAAAGAUUUUAUUGAGGGUCCAUGGUCUCAGAACAAUCUUGAUAAUGGAGCAGAGUUGUUAAUACCAGUGCCUCCUCCUCUUUGUGGUGUCUUAAUUAUCGGCGAAGAAACUAUUGUGUAUUGCAGUGCCUCAGCUUUCAAAGCGAUCCCCAUCAGACCUUCUAUCACAAGAGCUUAUGGGAGAGUUGAUGCUGAUGGUUCACGAUACUUACUAGGGGAUCACAAUGGACUUCUGCACCUACUUGUUAUAACUCAUGAAAAGGAGAAAGUAACUGGACUCAAAAUCGAGCUCUUGGGGGAAACAUCUGUUGCAUCUUCAAUAUCAUAUCUUGAUAAUGCUGUUGUCUUUGUGGGCUCAAGUUAUGGAGAUUCACAGCUCAUAAAGCUUAAUCUUCAACCGGAUGCAAAAGGUUCUUAUGUGGAAGUUCUCGAAAGGUAUGUCAAUUUGGGGCCAAUUGUUGACUUCUGUGUUGUUGACUUGGAGAGGCAAGGCCAAGGUCAGGUGGUGACUUGCUCCGGAGCCUAUAAAGAUGGUUCACUGCGCAUUGUGCGGAAUGGAAUUGGAAUAAAUGAACAGGCAUCUGUAGAGCUUCAAGGAAUCAAAGGGAUGUGGUCAUUGCGAUCAGCAACUGAUGAUCCAUAUGACACUUUCUUGGUUGUUAGCUUUAUUAGCGAGACACGUAUUUUGGCAAUGAAUCUCGAGGAUGAACUGGAGGAAACUGAGAUAGAAGGGUUUUGUUCAAACAUCCAGACAUUAUUUUGUCAUGAUGCUAUGUAUGAUCAACUUCUGCAGGUUACUUCAAACGGGGUCAGAUUGGUCAGUUCUACCACCAGAGAGUUGCGUAACGAAUGGUUUGCUCCGGCAGGGUAUUCAAUCAAUGUUGCAACAGCGAAUGCCACUCAGGUAUUAUUGGCCACUGGUGGUGGCCAUUUGGUCUAUCUAGAAAUUGGCAAUGGUGUGUUGACUGAAGUAAAACAUGCCCAGUUGGAGUAUGACAUCUCGUGCCUGGACAUUAAUCCAAUUGGUGACAAUCCAAAUUAUAGUCAACUAGCAGCAGUAGGGAUGUGGACAGAUAUCAGUGUCAGGAUAUAUUCGCUUCCUGACUUGAAUCUUAUCACAAAGGAGCAUUUGGGAGGGGAGAUAAUUCCUCGUUCAGUACUUUUAUGUUCUUUUGAAGGGAUAUCCUACUUAUUGUGUGCUCUUGGGGAUGGACAUCUCUUGAAUUUUCUGUUGAAUACAAGUAAUGGUGAGCUGGCGGAUAGGAAGAAAGUGUCUUUAGGGACCCAACCCAUUACCCUUCGGACUUUUUCAUCAAAGAAUGCUACACACAUUUUUGCUGCUUCUGAUAGACCAACUGUCAUUUAUAGCAGCAACAAGAAAUUGCUUUAUAGCAAUGUAAAUCUAAAAGAAGUCAGUCAUAUGUGCCCUUUCAAUUCUGCUGCUUUCCCUGACAGCCUUGCAAUUGCUAAAGAAGGUGAACUGACAAUUGGCACCAUUGACGACAUUCAAAAGCUUCAUAUACGCUCUAUCCCUCUCGGGGAGCAUGCCCGACGCAUAUGUCAUCAGGAACAGACCCGAACCUUUGCCAUAUGUAGUUUAAAGUAUAACCAGUCAAGUGCAGAAGAUUGUGAAAUGCACUUUAUCCGCCUGUUAGAUGACCAGACUUUUGAGUUCAUAUCAACUUAUCCCCUGGAUCAGUUUGAGUGUGGUUGCUCUAUUCUUAGCUGCUCAUUCUCUGAUGACAAUAAUGUGUACUACUGUGUUGGGACUGCAUAUGUAAUGCCAGAAGAGAAUGAGCCUACCAAGGGUCGAAUUUUAGUUUUUGCCGUAGAAGAUGGAAAACUGCAGCUAAUUGCAGAGAAGGAAACUAAAGGGGCUGUUUACUCUCUUAAUGCCUUCAAUGGGAAACUGCUUGCUGCAAUAAAUCAGAAAAUUCAGUUGUAUAAGUGGAUGCUUCGUGAGGAUGGCUCGCGUGAGUUGCAAUCGGAAUGUGGCCAUCAUGGCCACAUACUUGCGCUUUAUGUACAAACCAGAGGAGAUUUCAUUGUUGUUGGUGACCUGAUGAAAUCAAUAUCUCUGCUGAUUUACAAGCAUGAGGAGGGUGCUAUUGAGGAGCGUGCUCAUGACUAUAAUGCAAAUUGGAUGUCGGCUGUUGAGAUUCUGGAUGAUGACAUUUACCUUGGUGCUGAGAAUAAUUUUAAUCUGUUCACUGUUCGUAAAAAUAGUGAAGGGGCAACCGAUGAAGAGCGCGGACGCCUUGAGGUCGUUGGUGAAUAUCACCUUGGCGAGUUUGUUAAUCGAUUCCGACAUGGUUCGCUUGUCAUGCGCUUGCCCGAUUCUGAUGUUGGCCAGAUUCCCACUGUCAUAUUCGGCACAGUCAAUGGUGUCAUUGGGAUCAUUGCUUCUCUCCCUCAUGAGCAAUAUGUCUUCUUGGAGAAGCUGCAGACGAAUUUGAGGAAAGUGAUUAAGGGUGUGGGGGGACUGAGCCAUGAGCAGUGGAGAUCUUUCUACAACGAGAAGAAAACAGUUGAUGCUAGAAACUUCUUGGAUGGUGAUUUAAUUGAGU
Messenger RNA from Sesamum indicum (sesame), 3437 nucleotides. Its product is annotated as DNA damage-binding protein 1. Gene Ontology annotation, molecular function: nucleic acid binding; protein binding. The record is from RefSeq and is a predicted model, not a curated record. NCBI's taxonomy places the organism in Eukaryota, Viridiplantae, Streptophyta, Magnoliopsida, Lamiales, Pedaliaceae. Gene Ontology annotation, cellular component: nucleus.